Molecule: messenger RNA, 1086 nt
Organism: Eruca vesicaria subsp. sativa (arugula)
Lineage: Eukaryota; Viridiplantae; Streptophyta; Magnoliopsida; Brassicales; Brassicaceae
Source: the annotation of a GenBank genome assembly
AUGUACAACGGGAUAGGAUUACAGACAGCGAGAGGUUCAGGGACUAAUGGUUACGUUCAGACAAACAAGUUCAUCGUGAGGCCUAGGAAUGGUGGUACGCCCGUUAAUGGUGGAAAAGGGUUUGAGGAUGGUCAGGGAACUGCUGGUUUAUCUAAGAAACCAAACAGAGACAUACUUGAGCAUGACCGCAAGCGUCAGAUUCAUCUUAAGCUUGCUGUGCUAGAAGACGAGCACUCUGAUCAGGGCUUUUCUGAUGCCGAGAUUGCUCAGAAGAUUGAGGAAGCUAGAGUGAAGUUCGAAGCUGCUGCUUCUGAAGAGAGUGAUGCGAAGAUCUCUGAUACGCAAACCCAUCAGGUUGCUGCAAGGAAAGAGAAACAGAUGGAAGCUUUUCGAGCUGUGCUUGGUUUGCGUGAUCAAGAGCAAGCUGAAGAAGGGAUCAUUGAUGAUGAGCCAGAAGUGGUAGUGAAAGAGAGGCGAGAACAUUCCUCGGAUUCUGACAGUGACAGUAGAAAGAAGAGAAGGAAGGCUACAAAGAAGGGCGGUAGAAGCAAAAGAAGUGUCUCUUCUGAAUCUGUAUCAGAAGAUGAGAGUGAUGACAGCCAGAAGCUUCGGAAGUCACACAAAAAGAGUCGGCCUUCUAACCUAUCUGGUUCAAAAGAAGCAAGGGACAAACAUGAAGAAAAAAGAAGAGGAGGGCGGAAGAGGCAUGAUUCUGAUGUUAGCGAGUCUGAAUCUGAACAAGAAGAAGCUCACCGUGGAAGAAAAAAGCAUGAGGAAGAGGCUGUGUCCAAGCAUGGCAAGGACAAUUAUAGAGGUGGUUCUAGGGGCAAGAAAGCUGUAAGAGACUCUGAUAACAGUGAGACAGAGUAUGAGAAGAACAAGAAACAACUGCGCAGUAAAAUAGAAGUUUACAGUGGAGGAAUGAGCAAGGAAGAAGAUGCUGUGGCCAAGCAAGACAAGGACAGAUAUAGAAGUGAUUCUCAUAGCAAGAAGGUUGCAAGGGACUCUGAUGACAGUGAGGCUGAGUAUGAAAACAGGAGGAAGCUGAAGGAUGAAAGUCACCAAAGAGGAAGGAAGCACAUAUGA